Molecule: messenger RNA, 1337 nt
Organism: Nelumbo nucifera (sacred lotus)
Lineage: Eukaryota; Viridiplantae; Streptophyta; Magnoliopsida; Proteales; Nelumbonaceae
Product: GEM-like protein 1
Source: RefSeq, a predicted model, not a curated record
AACCUAGAGAAGAAGCUUUGCAUCAUUGCAGAAUCAAACUUCACAGAAAUCCAAAUUCCCACGAAAAAACAUCACUCCACGUUCACACCAAAAUUAAUUCAGUCACAAGGGUUUUCUUCUCCAUCUUUCCUCUAACUCGGGGACGAUGGAUAAACGCUCAGGUGAUCAAUCCGACACAAAUAAAUUGGAGGGGGAGCAUUCUUCGGAAUACGCGCCGUAUCCGAAACUUGAUCCGGAAGAUGUUGCUCCCCCCCCGCAGGAGAACGGGGACGGGGGCACCUCGGUAGUUGGUUCACAAUCUCAUCCUUCGACAAACAAUAAUAAAUCGACGUCUCCGGCGCCACGGAAAUCGGUCAGUUGGAAAUCCGAAUUGACCAGCGAGACCACCCCUUCUUCACUCCCUGAAAAUCGUGCCACCAAUUCUUACGUUUCUUCUUCACCUGAGGCGUCGCCGUUAUCGUCCGUCAAGAAGACAAUGGAUACGGUUCGCGAUGCGCUUUUGAGGUGGCGUACGAAGGUGGGAGAAACCUCCAAGGCCGCAGAGGAUCUGGCCGAGAACGUUUGGCAACACUUGAAAACAGGACCCAGUAUUGCUGAUGCUGCCAUGGGAAGGAUUGCUCAGGGAACCAAAGUUUUAGCAGAAGGUGGUUAUGAGAAGAUCUUCCAGCAGACCUUUGAUACAGUUCCUGAGGAGCAACUUCAAAGGUCAUAUGCAUGCUACUUAUCAACAUCAGCUGGUCCAGUUAUGGGAAUUUUGUAUCUCUCCACAGAAAAACUCGCAUUUUGUAGUGACAAUCCUCUUUCAUAUAAAGUUGGAAACCAGACUGAGUGGAGCUAUUAUAAGGUGGUCAUCCCAUUUCAUCAGGUCAAAGCAGUUAACCCUUCAGCAAGCAGAGUCAGUCGUACUGAAAAAUACAUCCAAGUUAUCUCUGUUGACAACCAUGAAUUUUGGUUCAUGGGUUUUGUACACUAUGAAGAUGCUGCAAAAUGCCUACAGGAAGCUUUGCAAGGUCAUAACUCACAAUCUGUGUGAUAGUUGCGCAUUCAUGGAACCAAAUUUUCCAACUUUGUAAGUUUUUGAGUCAUAUUGCAGAUGUUUCAUUAUGAACCUGAAACGUCAGAAAAAGAAAUGCUGUAUGCCUCUGAACCGUGGAAUGUGCCUCUUGUUCCUGUAUUAAAGGUACAUUUGUAGAGUUCACUUUUAUGAUGGAUCUUGGAGAGUAGUCCAUACUUAUUUUCAGAUAAAAAUCUCAUUUUGCACUUAAAUAGGCGAUGAAGUUAUUGCCUUCACUAUUUUCAAAUUAAAUGAUUGUAAUUGAGUGUUUCUUGCAUAUCCA